CUUUAUGUAAUGAAACGUUCCCCAGAACUAACUAGUUAACUAAGUUAGUUACGCAUGCAGAAGCAUGUCCCGCAAACGCCUUGUUCAAAUCGGGAGGGAACCCCGGAUUCAUGGAUUCAUGGAUUUAUCACUUUGUUUGUCUAUGGACCAUGGCCAUGGGGCCAUAAACGGACCCCAGCGCAUCGCAUUGCCCGACGCGAUGCGGAUAGAUCUCGGUGUUUCGAGUUGGCAAAGAAGAGACUGGGGUAAGCAGCACGAAAUUGACCCCAUUAUUGUAACCGCGUAUACCUUCCCUCCAUCGUGAAUGGCGUGGAGUCCGUCAUUGUAUCAAAAAUUCGCCAGACGCAAGCGAGCCAGGGGGUGCUUGAUGGACGGGAAUUGAUUUGUCAAAUCGCCCCAAGACAGUGUCACAGCACUGGCAGAAGAGACACCGGCAAAUACUUUCUUUAUCUCAACUUCUUCUUCUUCUUUUUUUUUUUUUUUUUUUUUUUUUUUUUUUUUUUUUCCUUGCCCUUUUUUCUCCAGAAAAUAUCUCUACAAGAAGCCGAGAAACCACGUCAAGAUAGAUAAACUCGGGUCGAGGAUACGCGCUUUUCGGCCGCUCCGAGCCAGAGCGAACCAGCAGCCGCCAUCCCGCACCGGGUUCCAUUUCCCCUCUCCAAGCAGUCCAAAGACCUGAUAAGGGCCAAUCAGCCGUUCGAGCAGAUGAGAUUCCCCAUGUGGCGGAUCACGCUACGGCUGCCAAGGCCCUCUGGAACGGAGAUGAUACAACCCAAGCAACUCCACCAAAGUCAAUUUACGGCAAGGAAGGUUUUGUUGCUGUUCCGCCUGGACAAGAACUGAGCCUGCUGAGGCCCUAAAAAUUGGCACAGUCAAACGCCAAAAGCUUAGUCGCGCCAUUAAUUGGCAAGCUGGCUGGCUGCAAUGAGCAUCGUGUGCGCAUCAUCUGAAGAAUCUCCAGCUGUCGAAUUAUUAUGGGAUGGGGUUCAAACAGCGACCAUGCCCACUCCGUACAGGAUUGACUAGUCAGGAUUCUUCGGAAAAGGAGUUCAACUCCCACCUGGGGUAUUGAGGGAAUCCUCCCUCCAGGACUCUUCUCUUCUCAGCAGCAGGCAGUUUGUCACUACUUUUGUCUGACGCUGUCUGUGCUGUGAGAAAAAAUGGGGCCGCCUCUUGAUUCCUGAUUCCUGAUUCAUGAUUCCUGGUUCCUGGUUCUAGAACAGGACUGGACUGGCUCUCUUUCCGUUACGGAGUAUUGUGGCAACAAUUAUGAAAAUAAUAUUUGUCACUUAUACCAACAUGUCAGCCUAUUCUCUCAACCAUGCCCUCGUUUCGCUUCCAGAAAUCGUUGAGGCAUAAGCGCUACCGAGAGCCAUUUGUCAUCCCUGUCAAAACAACGCUGCGCAACAUACGGAGUAUUUUAUUUAUUAUUAUUCUUUCUAUGGACUAUUAUAAAAUAGCGCUCAUUCAUUUCUUCGGGUAAGCCCGUCCACGUCCAGGCCUUGGCAGAUCCGUGUCUUGGCGCCAAGAAUGAGCGGGAUUACUUGACAAUUGCCGUGCAGUGGCGCCGAGCACAGAACAAGUCCGCCCAAUCAUAGGACGGCAAUCUGCAGGACCGAUGGAUGGCUGCUUUGGCGGGACGUCGAUCACUGGCGCCAUUCUGUGAUAAAACCGAGGCCGGAAUUGUCAAAACAAAAAGAAAGAAUGGAAGAAAGAAAGAAAGGAAGGAACAGAAGGGACAUCGCGGUUCUCAACCCCAAAUGUCUCGUAUUAGCCACAUAUGCUCUCCUAUUAUCCUAUUAUCAGUCUGAGUUUUUUGCGUCCGGAUACACCAAAAGAUGGUGAUGCAAAAAUCACGAGAGGCGGGAAAAAUUAACUAAUGCCCUCCAUUAAAGUUGAUAUUUCCAUUCGCUGGGGAAUAAUUUGCAUUCUCACCACCCAUCUCGGCCUAAGCACAUGCUUGAUUUUGCCUAUGGUUACAAUGGAGCAUGCCUGCCAAGCUUUUCGGGGGGAGAAUGCUAUUUUCCGCCACAUGUGCUGGAAGGCCAAAACUGGGCAGUCGUUAACCGCGGGGAAGCGAAAUGUCCCACACGAGCAGGCCGCAGAAAUAAGGAUGGGAUCGUAUCACUAGGUCUCACAUCAUCCGAAAGCAAGCCCAUGAACAAGACGCAUUUUCAGAUCUAGGUGCGAAGGUUCCUCGUCAUAUUUGGCGAUGAUGGCGAUACUGGCGAUACGGCGCUUUCUUUGGCUGGGUGUCUUAGUCUCUUGUCCCGCACAAACACACAGCCAAGAUCUCAGAAAGCACGUCCGUCGGAGACUCGGAGGUGGGGAGAUAAAUAUCUUGCUCCUUCGCCGAGACUUGGCGUGUUGGCGCACUCGCAGGCUUUUGUAGCUAAAAAAGAGGCCAGCGAGGAAGGUCAAGUGCUUGUCCCGUCCAAUGGUUCCCCACUCGUAAUCCCACCAAUUAUGAUCCCGGGUUCCUUAACCAAAUGCGAAGUGGGAAUGUCAGCGGAUUGGAUGAGGCUUUCGGAGAUUGCUUUUCUCCUGGUGCAACCCAGGAAAUCAGGACUUAUGGCAAACCUGGCUACAAGUUUUUCAAGCUUUGAACCCUAAUUCGGUUUGGUCCCAGCCCUAACCUGGUCCACCAUCACGGCAUCAAUUCACGGCAGGAAGCCCAAUUCGAGGUACUCCUCCCUCUUCUCUCUACUUCCUCCCGAUCCCCAGCGCUCGGCGGGAUAGACAUGAAUGCCCUGCCUAUUUUAUUUUAUUUUAUUGUUUAUUUAAUCCUUUUGGAUGUGGGAUAACCCGCAGGGAGAUUGUCACAAGGCUCCACAUCCCAUUGUCUCCUGUAUUUGAUGAAUACCAGUGAAUGAGCUGCCGCGCAAAAACUAAUUACUUUUCUCAGUGUGGUUGCACAAGGGUUCCUCCGAACAAACGAUAGCGCCUAUGAGCAAACUUUCCCAAUAUGCGGAGUUUCGCUGCCCGCUCGGGUGAUUGUAUGGAUACCCCGUACUAGCUAUGCCAACGGCCACGCCUGGGUGAAGUAUUCUUCCUUUGUUAAGCGUUGCAGCACAAACAGGGAGGAGGAGAUAUGCUUGGCAUGGGCAUGCUCGCUCUGACUCUCUUGACCCUGGCUAGAAGUAAUAUGGAACUCAUACUGUAUUUGCUGGACAUCGACCAUGGUCCCAUCCUGUUAGCCUCAACCUCAAUUAAUGACCCUUGUUGACCUUGACCCAAUUGACACAAGUUCUGCUAUGAUUGAUGAGGGGGGGCCCCGAGCCAGCGUUGCAACCCCGCUGCCCAAGCCGAAGACCUGGAGUUUGUCCGUUUCUAUACAGGCGAUUUUAAAGAUUCCUACAUAUAACGGGAUAUACCCCCGUUCGUUGGAUGGAGCUUUUACCCCUUCCUUCUUCUCUUCUCAGGCCCAGCCCGCGAAGCGAUAUCCAAACCAACGGUUCACCUUGGUUCUCAUACAAUCGCGAGGAUGGCUACAUCCCAAGAAGUUGAGAUUCAAAAGGCCGCUGGCAGCGGUUCAUCUGACAAAGGUGCAGUUGCGGGCAGCAAUGAGAAGGAAAUAGGGGCCACUGUCUAUACCAGUGACCAUGACAGUCUCGAAAGCAUUAAUCGACAGGCGCCCACGCCAGACGAGAUUGAAACCCUCCGCCGUGUUCCCGAUAAAAUCCCAUGGCUUGCUUUCUCUAUCGCCUUCGUCGAGUUGUGCGAACGGUUCUCUUACUAUGGAACCAUUGUCGUGUUUGUGAACUUCAUCCAGCGGGACCUGCCUGAAGGCUCCACCACUGGUGCUGGCGGCACUCAUCGCACUCCUGGUGCCUUGGGCUUGGGGCAGCGGGCUUCCACUGGUCUAACUUUAUUCAAUUCUUUUUGGUCCUAUGUUAUGCCACUGGCUGGCGCCUAUGUUGCCGAUCAGUAUUGGGGUCGCUUUAACACCAUUAUGUACUCCAUCGCCGUCGCACUCGUCGGACACACGGUUUUGAUCAUUUCAGCAAUCCCCCCCGUGCUGAAAAACCCCAAUGGUGCCGUCGCGUGCUUUGCGGUUGGCCUUAUCAUCAUGGGAGUGGGAACUGGUGGAUUCAAAUCCAAUAUCUCCCCCCUGAUUGCAGAGCAGUACACUGAGGAAUACAUGUUUAUCAAGACGACGAAGAAAGGCGAGCGCGUGAUUGUCGACCCCGCUGUCACUGUCUCCCGAAUCUACCAUUAUUUCUAUCUCAUGAUCAACAUUGGAGCUCUCAUUGGGCAAAUCGCCAUGGUUUACGCUGAGAAAUAUGUCGGCUUCUAUCUCUCAUUCCUCCUCCCCACUUGCAUGUUCUGUUUGUGCCCAAUGGUCCUCUAUCUUCUGCGCAACAAAUACAGCCGGCACAAGCCUGUUGGUUCGGUGUACGACAAAGCCUUUAAGGUAUGGAUGAUGGCUAUCAAGGGCCGGGUGUCAUGGAACCCUGCGAGGACAUACCGCAACUUCCACGACCCAGACAUGUGGGAAAGAGUCAAGCCCAGCAACAUUGCCAACAAGCCAGAAUGGAUGACAUUUGACGAUGCGUGGGUUGAUGAGGUCCGCCGUGGUCUCAAAGCAUGUGCCGUUUUCCUGUGGUACCCACUUUACUGGCUUUCCUACAAUCAAAUGUUGAACAACCUCACAUCCCAGGCCGCAACCAUGUUGCUCAAUGGAGUGCCUAACGACAUCAUCACCAACCUCAACCCUUUCACGCUCAUCAUUUUCAUCCCUCUGCUUGACAGAUUCUUCUACCCCCCGCUCCGAAAGCUUGGCAUCAAGCUUACCCCUGUGAAGCGCAUCACCAUUGGCUUCUUCCUCGCAAGUUCCAGUAUGAUUGCUGCCACAGUAAUUCAGUACUACAUCUACAAACUGGGCCCUUGCGGGAAGGAAGCCAACGUAUGCGCCGCAGACGAUAUCCCCGCCCCCAUCUCCGUCUGGGUGCAAGCCGUCCCGUACGUACUUGGUGGUGUUUCCGAAAUCUUUGCUUCGGUAACUAGUCUUGAGUACGCCUUCACCAAGGCGCCCAAGAACAUGCGUUCCCUGGUCCAGGCCGUGGCCCUGUUCAUGAAUGCCUUCUCUGCCGCCCUUGGCCAAGCACUCGUCGGCCUGUCUGAGGAUCCCCUGCUCGAGUGGAACUACGCUGUCACCGCCAUCCUUGCCUUCGUCGGUGGUGUCGGCUUCUGGAUCACCAACCGCAGUACCGAUAAGGAAGAAGAUACGCUUAAUAACUUGCCGACUGGCGACUUUGAAACGCGCAACGAUGAUAUUGAGCGGAAAUUCGCUGAGAAUUAGGAUUAAGAAAGGAAAGAAAAAAGAACCAAAAAAAUUUUGUAACUAAGUCGAGUUUUUUUGCUUCAUUUUUUUCUUCAUUUUUUUCUUCCUUUUGUGUCUUUUGUUUUUCCUUCUUCUCGCGAUGUAAGCGGGAACCGGAACGGAUGAGAUGGUCUAGGACGUUAGGCAUACACACCACACAUGUGAUUUAUGUUUGAUAUCCUUUUUAUUUUAUACAUAUAUCUCUUCUUCUUCCUUAUUAUUGACAUGGAAAUAGAUUUUGACAAGUGUUUCAUGUGUAUAUAUAUACGCAUGUAUCCGCCUACGUGUGUGUAUAGCGUGGCCAAUAGAUACAGAAACCCCUAUCAAUUCUAGUUUUUUAACUAUCGUUGACAUAGCCGUAAGAACGACCGUAAUGAUACCAUCUAUUUUUUCAAAAACAUCUUCUCAGUCUGAUUCUUCCAAGAUCGGGGGGGGUACGUCCUCUGUUAUAUACAAAUAACAUGCCCAUUGUGAUCGUAGAAGGAGCGAUUGCAAGUUGCAAUCAUAGAAGUAGCGAUCGCGGGGCUACAAUAGGAAAGAAAAUAAUCGGCCCUAAGUGUGGGCGGAAGAAGGAAGGAAUGGGGGGCAGAGGGUGGAGCGGAAGGUUAGGGGGGUGGAAAGCCAGGGGCUUCCACCAACACACUCGGAGUCUGUGACAAUAAUCCUAAAG
Blastomyces dermatitidis ER-3 is the source of this 5993-nucleotide messenger RNA. RefSeq names its product POT family proton-dependent oligopeptide transporter. The coding region runs from base 3485 to 5302 and encodes 605 amino acids. The record is from RefSeq and is a predicted model, not a curated record. Gene Ontology annotation, biological process: transmembrane transport; oligopeptide transport. Gene Ontology annotation, cellular component: membrane. Gene Ontology annotation, molecular function: dipeptide transmembrane transporter activity. The transcript is spliced from 7 exons. NCBI's taxonomy places the organism in Eukaryota, Fungi, Ascomycota, Eurotiomycetes, Onygenales, Ajellomycetaceae.